Molecule: messenger RNA, 1215 nt
Organism: Eutrema salsugineum
Lineage: Eukaryota; Viridiplantae; Streptophyta; Magnoliopsida; Brassicales; Brassicaceae
Product: bifunctional dTDP-4-dehydrorhamnose 3,5-epimerase/dTDP-4-dehydrorhamnose reductase
Exons: 2
Coding region: 100-993 (297 amino acids)
Biological process (GO): S-adenosylmethionine biosynthetic process
Cellular component (GO): methionine adenosyltransferase complex
Molecular function (GO): methionine adenosyltransferase regulator activity
Source: RefSeq, a predicted model, not a curated record
ACAAAAACGUCUCUAUUUCUUCUUCUCCCACCACUCAGAUCCAUCCAUCCUCUCUUUCUUCUAUCUCCGGCGGAAUCUCCGAUCACCGACAAGAAAAUAAUGGGCGCAGAAGCAAACGGAUCACUCAACUUCCUAAUCUACGGCCGAACCGGAUGGAUCGGCGGAUUGCUCGGCAAGCUCUGCGAAUCUCAGGGAAUCUCUUACACUUACGGCUCCGGCCGGCUUCAGGAUCGUCAAUCGAUCGUCGCCGACAUCGAAACCGUGAAACCUAGCCACGUUUUCAACGCCGCCGGAGUCACCGGACGCCCUAACGUCGACUGGUGCGAGUCUCACAAGGUCGAGACCAUCCGCACGAAUGUCGCCGGAACCCUAACUCUCGCCGACAUCUGUAGGGAAAAGGGACUCGUUCUGAUCAAUUACGCGACGGGUUGCAUAUUUGAGUACGAUUCGGGUCAUCCUCUCGGGUCGGGUAUCGGAUUCAAGGAGGAAGAUACUCCUAAUUUCACCGGAUCUUUCUACUCCAAAACCAAAGCUAUGGUGGAAGAGCUGCUCAAGAACUAUGAAAACGUAUGCACUCUGAGAGUGAGAAUGCCCAUAUCUUCAGAUCUAUCGAACCCGAGAAACUUCAUCACAAAGAUUGCUCGGUACGAGAAAGUUGUGGACAUACCGAACUCGAUGACAAUCCUCGACGAGCUUCUCCCUAUAUCGAUCGAGAUGGCAAAGAGGAACUUAACCGGGAUCUACAACUUCACGAACCCUGGAGUUGUUUCCCACAAUGAGAUCUUGGAGAUGUACAGAGAUUACAUAGACCCGAGCUUUACUUGGAAGAACUUCACAUUGGAAGAACAAGCUAAAGUUAUUGUGGCUCCAAGGAGUAACAACGAGCUUGAUGCUACUAAAUUGAAGACUGAGUUUCCUGAGAUGUUGUCUAUCAAAGAAUCUUUGAUCAAGUUUGUGUUUGAGCCGAACAAGAAGACUGAAGUUAAAGCUUAAAAAGUGCUGGAAAAAGGGUUUCUUGAAAGGUAACGGUCCUAAAUUCUACCAAAAAAAAUCAAAAGAAAUGGAAAGUGUGUGUUUUUAAAAAGAAGUGUCUUUUUAGGGUUUAUGGGCCGAAAAAUAUUGUUGUGUUUUUGUAUUUUUUGUUGUUUCUUCUUCUCGAUGUUGUUGUAUUGUUACAAUAAACUUUUUGAUUACAAAUAAAAAAUGUACCAUUUU